AUGAGAGCUGUUCUGCGACCCAAACAAAACAGCCUUCUCAUACGUAUUCUCAAUCGUGGACUUCUAGCAAAUUCUAAAUUCAGCUACUUUUCUCUUCAUCGAACCAAUUUUCUUUCAAAUGCAAAUUUUAUGAAUUUCUCAUCAGCAAAGAAUUCAAAUGGCAGCGAUACUAACCAGAAGCCAAAAACAAUUGAGACAAUAAAGAAUCCCUAUGAGGUUUUUGUUGGGAAUUUACCAUGAAAAGCAAAAGAAGAAGAAAUUUUGGAAUAUUUCAAGCAAUGUGGAACUCCAACAUUAACCAAAAGUUGAGUAAGGCCUAAUGGAAAAACAGAAGGCUUUACAUACAUUCAAUUUAAAGAUGACACAGAAGUAAAGGCUGCCCUCAAUUUAAAUGGUGCUUCUUUUAUGAAUCGGCCACUACGAAUCACUGAACCUACUUAUAAUCCAAAGACUAUGUCUACUUUAGACAGACACAUAGAAAAACAAAAAAAGCUUGACUCUAAUGUUCUUUUUGUCGAAAGCUUGCCCAAGCACGCUACAAAAAAGACAAUUAAUCAGUUUUUCGUAAGAAUGGGAAAGAUAAAAGAUAUUAGGCUUAAAAAUGAUAAGAAUGGGUACUUUAAAGGAAGUGCAUUUGUCGAGUUUUCGAAAAGUGAAGAAGCAGCAGCUGCACUGGAGUUGAGUAGAGAGCUGUUUGAUGGGAAGAGAUUAAAAAUAGCUAUAGAUCUAAAAAGGAAAACCAUCAUCGACAAAAACGAAACUGAGAAGUUGAUAAAAUAA
This is a messenger RNA of Blepharisma stoltei, 780 nucleotides long. The record is from the annotation of a GenBank genome assembly. NCBI's taxonomy places the organism in Eukaryota, Ciliophora, Heterotrichea, Heterotrichida, Blepharismidae.